AUGAGUAGCCCUCGCCAAGACAAGGACGACCAGAAGCAGGAGGAGAAGCCGGUGUUCCGCACGCUAACGCCCAAUGACCAGCCGGACCAGCUGCAGUUCCGCUCCAUGGCCGUGGCGUCCGCGCCGCCGGCCUUCAGUACGAUGGGUGCGCGCUCCCCUCUCGAACAGCUAGGCGCCGCCUUCCCUGGACCCAUGUCGCUCAAUAUGGCCUCGAAGAAGCCCAUGUCCAAGAAGUCUGAGAGCGCAUCCACCUCGUCGUCGUUCGGCAUGCGCGUGGACCGCACUAAGUACGUGAACGUUACACCCUGCGACCUGCCGCCGGCGCCGUUUCGCCUCGAGAUGCACACGCAUUUCCAUGUGAAGCUUGAGUCCACGCAGCGUGUGUGUGGCGUCGUGGGAAUCAAGCUCUGCGAGCUGGACACGGACUUCGAGUUCAAGGCUGACAAGUGUAAGUGGAAGGUCGAGUACCGUCGUAACACGCAGCGCGUCAGCCUCAACAUUGUCAUCUUCAAGACCACGAAGGAGGAGUACGUCGUCGAAGUGCAGCGUCGCGAAGGCGACAUCACAGCCCUUAUGCACCUCUACCAUGAGCUUAAGAGCUUCUUCCGUCGCAGCCAGCUGCUCAGCGAAAAGACUCCUACCAGCAACGGUGUCAAGCGUGCCGCCCCCAAGCCGCUCCCCAAGCUGCCGCUCUCGCCCGAGAGCAUUCAGGACGGCGUCUCGGCGCUCAAGGGUCUACUUGAGAGCAAGUACGCUGACGCACAGAUGCAAGGAGUGCUUGGUGCCAUCUCCAUGUCUACCGUCGAGGAGACCCGCUCCGGAAUGGCCGGCCUCGUGCCGCAGCUCGUAACGCUCGGUCAGUCCAAGAAUGACAACGUUUCCCGGUUAGUGAGCGCCGCGCUCGCACGGCUUUGUGAUCACCCUCAAUGCCGCCAAAUAUUUGUGCAAUCUGAUGGCUGGCAGUUUAUCGUCGACCUUGCUGCCGGCGGUGCCGACGUCAAGCCAGAGGUGCAGCGAGAGAGUCUCCACGUGGUAGAGACCCUUUGUCCGCUGUACCACGAUGAGCUUGCCAAGUCCGAGAACGCUGGACGGGUUUUGGCACUGGUACAAGAGUGGCAGAAGAUUGAGGACCCGCGCCUCAAGAAGCACGCGUGCAACGCUCACCGUGCGCUAAAGGAGGCUGGAGUCCUCGCCUAAGUAAUUUCAAGGGAGAAAAGGAGGGUCGUGCUGAGCGGCCGUAUCUUGCUUGUAAGACAAACCCACCUUUCUUGAAGGUCCUCUUUUUA
Molecule: messenger RNA, 1286 nt
Organism: Phytophthora infestans T30-4
Lineage: Eukaryota; Oomycota; Peronosporomycetes; Peronosporales; Peronosporaceae
Exons: 1
Coding region: 1-1197 (398 amino acids)
Source: RefSeq, a predicted model, not a curated record